UAUACUUCAUAAUGACUCCCGAUUUUUUCUAUUUUACUGAGGUGGACCGACCUGCAGAGACAGACAUCUAUUCUGCAGCAGUGAGUUUAGUCGGACACGCCAGCUCUCUGGUCGGACUAGAAAUCGAGCUCUGCCCUGUUUCGUUGGGGUCUUGUAGUUGUACUUGUUGUUGUUGUUGUUGUUGGUUGUAUUUUGUUUUUUAACAGUUACACGGUUUGAGGUAACUCCGAGGUCUUGUAUGUACGAGUAUCUGCACAAAAUUGUGACCGCGUUCAAACAAAACGCUUCCUUCGGCUUUCCUCCGCUUUUACUUUUCGACACACACACACACGGAUUCUUCGCUCGAGGCUGACCUUUUGGCGACACCUAUCCAGGUCUUUUAUAACCGAGGAGGAAGCCAACAGCGACGACGGGCUGCCGACGUGAGGCCGACCAUAGACGGACGCACAGACACAGUUUGUGGUUUCUUCAGUCAAGUUUCAAGUUCAAGUCGGAUCACUCUACUCUCGUGGUGGUGGUCGAGGGAUCACGAUGUUACCUGCGUAGAUGUCAUCAGUCCCCAGUGACAUAAUCUGACAACUCAAGAUGCGCAACACGACAAACAGUCCACCCCGCCAUCUUUCGGGCCACCGGAAGAGGCGUGGCUGCUUCCUGUUCAACGUCUACUCGUUCUUCCUGGGCCUGGGAAGUGGCAUCAUCGCCACCAUCUACGCUCUUUCGGAGACGAGUCCUCUGCUCACCAAGAUUCUCAUGCCGCUAGCUCUACUCUCCGGCCUCGCCACCGCCACCGCCCACAUAGCUCUGACCUGUACCCAGAAGUUCACGCCCAAACGACGCAAGCUGGCGCGCUCAUUGGUCAACAUCUGCGGCCACAUCUUGACCACCAUCAUCACCUGUGUGGCCACCUUCAGCUUCUCCAACGCCCAGGGCCUGUUCUUCUUGUGUGGCAUAUUCUCGGCCUCUUGUUAUUUCAUGGCUGCCAUCGCCUUUAUCGUGAAUUUAGUUCGCGACCGUGUGCGGAAGCAAGGAGGGGGAGGAAGAGGAGGAGGAAGAGGAGGGGAGAAUAACAGGGCAGGGUCACAGGAAAGAACUUCCCCUUCUCUAAACGACGCUGCUUUGCCUCCUUAUGUCAACGAAUUUGUGACCCCCAUAGAGUUGGCGAUGCUGUCUUGUCAAAUACCCAUCGAUUUCCCUUCGUCUCCGUCGGUCGGAUUUUCAGGAGAGCGUACUGCGUCGUCUCAAAAUAAUAAUAGUAAUAGUAACAAUAAUAAUAAUAAUAAUAAUUCUCGGGGAGUGAGAAACUGGGGAAGCUCUGGACAGUCAAUUACUUCCCCUUCCUCGGGCACAGGGGGUGUGACAGGAGGACUGAACAGCCACGGCCUCACGGUGACACAGCUCGCCAUGUUGGCUAUUCCGUCAACCGUGGUGCUUCCCUCGUACGAAGAGGCGGCGUCUCGAACGAACUCGGAUCUCCCGCCAAAAUAUUCGGAGAUCGCGGGUAUUCCUGAAGACAAUCGAGUCAUCGAAAGUGCUUCUGCAGACAUUGUGAUAGGCGAAGGAGAGACGGGGAGUGGAGAAAAUGGAGACUCAACAAAUUCUACUCAAAACGUUACUUCCGAAGGUGCUCAAAACAUUGACCAUGAGGAUGCGCCCCCACAGUAUGACGACAUUGUCUGAAAGCUGCACCAUCUAUUGUUAUCUUUAGAAGUUGUAAAGCGCUGUAUUGGUUCACAAUGAUACACACUUUAUGGGGCUAUCUCUUUAAAUAAGAGUUUGGGAGCAUUUUCUUUCGAUUUAGCACAUUAUACUUUUCAUGGGAAGUCUCUUAAAACCCCCCAAAACAUUGUUUGGAACGCAAACUGGUACCAAAAAAAAACAGUGUGCGGUCUUAAACAGCUGUAGUUUUUUCUGAUAUCACGCUGUGCUUUUUCCGGAAAGUCUUGCAUCUGCGGAGAAUCUUCGUCAUUCAAAGGCAGCAUGUGUGGUGUAUCUGUCACUACUUUGGCGUUUUGCCGUCUCACGCAGAAGACACGAGUUCGAUUCGCGUGUGGGGAGAAUGUUUUUCGAGUAUCUCUGUCCUUCUGCUGUUUCGUUGUAUCGUUCUCAUCCAGGGUUGGCCUAGACAUGCAUGGUCGAAGCCCGCUUCCUAAAGGAUCAAGAUUUGUCUAUUCUUUUGGUUGUGUAUUUGUUCCCUUGAUGCAGGGCUUUUUUUAUAAGUGCGAAUGAGGGUGUAAAAAAGCAAUGGCUAUGAAGGAUAGUUUGAAGACAUCGAAUGAGAAUUGUUGUAUGUAUUAAGGAAGAAGAGAGAUAUGGUAGGAGAGGAUGAAUAUUACAUAAGAUGGAGAAAGAGAGAGAGAAAGAGCGGCUGACAGCAACUGACAAACAGGCAAACAGACAUACAAAGUA
Messenger RNA from Aplysia californica (California sea hare), 2406 nucleotides. RefSeq names its product homeobox protein 10. The transcript is spliced from 3 exons. The coding region runs from base 586 to 1677 and encodes 363 amino acids. The record is from RefSeq and is a predicted model, not a curated record. Lineage: Eukaryota; Metazoa; Mollusca; Gastropoda; Aplysiida; Aplysiidae.